AUGGCUGAUUCAAAUCAAUCCACAAAUGGAAAUCAUGCCAGAACUUUCGAGCAAAAAAAACAUGAUAGUAUUAUAUGCUCUAUAGCUAAAACCUUCAAACACUGGAUCAGACUGGAUCAGGGAAAAAAUGAGAGACCGAGUUGGAAAUCGAAGAAAGAAGAGUUUGAGUUGUAUUGUCGAAAUUUAAAUCUUUACCUUCGGGACCAAGUUGUUAAUGAAGAUUUAAGAGAAAAAUGGAGUGAACUCAUUGAAUCUCAGGAAGAGAAAGACUCUCAAGAAGUUCAGACGUUAUGGAAGGGUGUGAUGAGCAAUACCGGCGGAAUAACCUUUUACUACUUCAUGGAUGAUCUCAAAAAAGAUUUGGAACAUAAUAUGGAAACUGUCUUAGAUGAAGAAAAGGAAGAACUAGAUAAUCAAAUUCUACUCCAAGAAGUAAAAGAUCGAUAUGAAACUUUAGCUAGUGAAUCUACUUAUGAAAUUAUAUGCAGAAUCUCAGAAAAAAUGAAAUCUAUUGACCUUGCCAAGCUCUCGUUUAAUAACCCGUUACUCUCAUUUAUAUUGGACCUGGAUCGAAUUGAUCCUAUUAUUAAUGAUUUGAUACCAAAAUCUUUACUGGAAGAAGCAAGCCAAUAUGAAAAUGUUCGAAAUUGGAAGGGUUUUACGACAGAAUUCAUAAAGUGGAUCGAUAACUUAUUAAAUGACUGGAUAGCACAGUAUCGUAUUGGUGAUUUUUUGUAUGAGUUUUUGUAUGGUGAGGCCGCCAGUCCACCAUAUCAAUCUACUACUGUUCGAACCGAAGGCAAUCGUUGGAAAUUAAUUCAUUUUAUGUCUCGAAGUGUACGACGAGCAAAAGAAAAACUUGUCUCCCAAUUUUCCAAUAUUGCCGAUGGCGAUCUAAUGGAUGAUGUUCGAAAUAUACCCCGUUUUGGAAUGUUGCUAUAUGGGACCAAUCUAAAAAUUUUAUACUAUGACAAAUCAAAGUACAGGUUUGGAGUAAUCACCACAUUGAUGAACAUACAAUUACCACUUCAUUCUCAAGUCGAUAAAAAUCUUGUGAAAAACUAUUUGAUCGGUUUGGUAAUUUUUCGACGUGGAAUUCUUGGAGCGAUCGAAGGAAUGAAAAAAUUAUCUGAGAGAUGUAAUAAUCAUAUGAUCGCACAGCAGAACAAUUUGUACAUUAUUUGUAAUGAUGACGAUGAAAAAGAGGAUAUUUAUCCUUCGCCACAAAGAAUGAAAAGGGUGAAACUUAAUAAUGCUAUAUAUUAG
Rhizophagus irregularis DAOM 181602=DAOM 197198 is the source of this 1266-nucleotide messenger RNA. The record is from RefSeq and is a predicted model, not a curated record. NCBI's taxonomy places the organism in Eukaryota, Fungi, Glomeromycota, Glomeromycetes, Glomerales, Glomeraceae.